AUGUCCUCGCAUUCUAUUACCGCUGCCACGGCAGCGGCGGCCGCCGUUAAGCAACUGUUAUUUCAUCCUUCAUUCACCUUAUCGCCGUUGCAUUGCUACCGCCGCCAAAUUUCCUCUUCCCUUCUCGCAGUCGCCAGUUAUUCCACUACCUUAUCUGCUUCUACUCGUAACAAGAAAAAGCUAAACAGAAAAGAUAAUUCCGUUACCGGUACUAGUCGUAGAGUUCUAAUAGAUUCUGUAGUGAAGAGGAGGACUCGGUCGGAUAAAAAGUUUGAUGAGGAGAGCUUUCGUCAAUUUGGUGACACCGAGAGUCAUAUUCCGGUGAUGCUAGGUGAGGUAUUGGAGGUUUUUGAUUCUCUCAAGCUUCAGACGUUUGUCGAUUGUACCCUUGGAGCCGCCGGACAUUCAUCCGCCAUAAUUCAGGCUCAUCCCGAGAUGCAGUCAUAUGUUGGACUGGAUUUUGAUCCUGUUGCCCAUGAAAAAGCAAAAGCCAGGAUUGAUUCGAUCCAAAGUUCCAUGUCCCAUGACUCGACUUCCAACCUAAAAACACAUACCUUUUUGCGAAAUUUCAAGAACAUCAAGUCCACAAUAUCUGAGGUAGAUGAGAAGCUUCUGACUUCAGGAAUUGAUGGGAUCCUAAUGGACUUGGGAAUGUCAUCCAUGCAGGUGAACAAUGCUAAAAGAGGAUUUAGUGUGCUUUGUGAUGGACCCCUUGAUAUGAGAAUGGAUCCCCAGGCAAGUUUGACAGCUGAAGACAUACUAAAUUUAUGGCCAGAGGCUGAAGUGGGACGAAUUUUACGUGAUUAUGGGGAAGAGAACAAUUGGCGUGCACUUCAGAAGAGGAUUGUUAAGGCCCGAUUAACUGGUGGAUUGCAUUCUACUAGUGAUCUAGUAGAUCUUAUAAGGAGUUGUACAUCUGGUGGAAAAGGAGGGAGGCAAGGUUGGAUAAAGACAGCAACAAGAGUGUUCCAGGCUUUAAGAAUUGCUGUUAAUGAUGAACUCAAGACACUCGAGGCUUCGUUAUAUGAUUGUUUCAGGUGUCUUGCACCCGGUGGGAGGCUUGCUGUUAUAUCUUUUCACAGUCUGGAGGACAGAAUCGUAAAACAAACAUUUCUCGAUAUCAUCAAAAGCAAUUCAGUUGAUGGAAGUGGAAGCGCGUCCCCUGAUCUGAAAAAUGUUGAAAACGAGCCAUGGAUCAAACAGAUGAUUGGAGGUGUUGGUGGGACAAUCCUUACAAAAAGACCCAUAACACCCUCUCAAGAUGAAGAGAAACUCAAUGUUCGCUGUAGGAGCGCUAAGCUCAGGCGAUCAGGAGUAUAUAUAUUUCGUAUUGGAAUGAUGAAGGUUUUCAAAUUUGAAGCUUCCCUGAUUCUUCCAAAAGCUUUUCAUUCCCAGGAAUCACGUAAUCGAUUUUGUUCCAGGAGGAGAUUAAGCAUUAUUUCCAAUAGCAGUAAUGAGAAAUUUGACUCUAAUGUCAAAAAGGCUAAAUUAUCUGCUAGGAAGAAGGAUCGAGUCAAUAUUCCAAGCUACAAUGACCUACAUGGAAGAGGGAAAAAAAUAUAUCCAAUUAGGGAAUUUCUAAGCCAUCCAUCUGGAAUUGAAGCACUUCUAAAUACUCAAGCCCUGCAAAAAUUUGAACAACUCGAUCUUACCACUUACAGGUGUACUUUGCCACAACUGAAUUUGCUAAACUUUGAGGUCUCUCCUGUGAUAGAUUUGCGUGUGACCCCAACAACUGAAGAUUGCAUGGUGGAGUUGUUAUGUUGCAAGUUUGAGGGUUCCGAAGUCGUGACACAACAAAAUGAGCAUUUUUCAGCGGAGAUGACAAAUUACAUAACUUGGUGCACAAAGAACUCUGAACCAUAUCUGGAUGUUGACGUGAAGCUAGAUCUCACUCUUGAGAUAUACACCCAACCAUUUACCAUGCUGCCAACAUCUGCUGUAGAGGUUCCAGGCAGCUUAAUGAUGCAAGCUUUAGUAGACAGACUUGUACCCUUGUUACUCCAACAAUUGAUACAAGAUUACGGGAGAUGGCUGCUAACACAGAAUCCAGAAUCCAACCUCAUCACAUCAAAUUUAGCAUAACUACUGUUUUCUCAUAAUUCUGUUUACAAAACUAAUAACAACAAUUUUUUAUAAGAAAAAGUUAAGACAUGUAGUUAUAGCCUUGGCAUGAAAAUGAAAAAUCUCAUAUGGAAACCAAAAGGCUGCUAACAUUGUAAUGUAGGUGAGCUUACUGACCAAUCGCACAAAAUAUAUGUGAUUGGCUAAUUAGCCACCAAAACUGUAAUUAUAAAUCAGAAAUGAUUAUAAGAUAUGUAGUUAAUAGACUUGAUGUGAUACUAAACGAAUUCCAGUCCCACAUAAUAAGACUGUUUAACACAAUAAUGUUGGUGAGCUUACUGACCAUUCACAUAUCGAUUAUCAUCAUGUGAAUGGCUAAUUAGUCACCGUGUAAAGCUUUCAAAUUGGAAAACCCUAAGGACACAAAAUAACGUUCUUCAAUGGCAGAUUAUGAGCAUUUAAAACUCACAACCUAGAAAUGAAGCAUGCAGGUGAAUCCUACUGUUAAUCUACCAAGAAACAAUAAAUAACUAUUUUACCCAAUUACAUUUAUAAUCUAAUGAAUCAUGUCAUUCCUAUGAAACGAUCCUACCUGACCCAUAAGUUUAUGAAUUAUGAUGGAUAACAAUGCACAAAAUGAAGUGCAAAAAAUCAAACUCAACAAAAUCGAAAUAGAGAAAACAAGGCAUAAGGAGAAACAUAUCAAACCAAGUAAGCGACUACAAAGCGUAUACACAUU
This is a messenger RNA of Lactuca virosa, 2803 nucleotides long. NCBI's taxonomy places the organism in Eukaryota, Viridiplantae, Streptophyta, Magnoliopsida, Asterales, Asteraceae. The record is from the annotation of a GenBank genome assembly.